GUGGCCGCGAAUGAGCACAUAAAAAUACGCAUAUUUCAUCAUUUGCAGCUGUAUUUUAAUGUCUAAAGCUAUUUAAAGUAAGCCAAUAUACGAGGAGAAAAAACUUUAAGCGCACACUAGAAAAACUAGAAAACUUUUCACUUUUUGUAUUGGAAAAGUAGCAAAAAUGAGUUUGGUAUGGACUUUGAUCGCCGCUUUUCUGUAUACAGAAAUUGCAGUGGUUUUGCUGCUAGUGUUGCCCGGAAUAAGCCCGUACAAAUGGAAUCGUUUCUUUAAAUCCAAAUUUCUGGCCAUGCUGGCCCAACAAGCGCAUCUCUACUUUUUCCUAAUCAUGGGUGUGUUGGUGCUGUUUCUGCUGGAGGCUAUUCGCGAAAUGCGCAAAUACUCCAACAUUGACAAUACCGGCGAUGUACAUCUUAACGUAGAGAUGCAGCAUAGCAUGAGAUUGUUCCGUGCCCAGCGUAACUUUUAUAUUUCCGGUUUUGCCAUUUUCCUUGUUCUGGUAAUUCGAAAGUUGGUGACACUGAUUUCGGCACAGGCUAAUUUGCUAGCACAGAGCGAAGCCUCCAUGAAACAGGCCCAGAGCGCAACGGCCGCUGCUCGCUCUCUGCUGACAGAGAAGACCGACAAAGCCAAGGAGGCCACUGAAGAUUCUACCCUGAAUGAGCUCAACAAGCUAAAAGAACGCGUUCAAGAGUUGACCUCCGAUUUGAACCGCGAGAAGAAGGAUAAGGAAGCAGUCAAGUCCCAAGCAGAGAGUUUGCACCGUGAAUAUGAUCGCCUCACUGAAGAGUACAGCAAAUUGCAGAAGCAAAUAACCAUUGGUGGCGGAGUUAAAAGUGCGUCCAUUAAGGAUGACUAAGCGCUUUUCAUAUCGAGCGCAAAAUACACAUUUAAAGAAUGAUAAGACUUAUAACAUGGCGGUGGAGGCAAAGGCAUCAACUGGAGAUAUAUCAACAUUAAUGAAGAUUAUAAAUCGAUAACAUAACCAACAAACGAAAUAAAAGCUUAGCUGUUAAUACA
This is a messenger RNA of Drosophila hydei, 1023 nucleotides long. RefSeq names its product B-cell receptor-associated protein 31. The record is from RefSeq and is a predicted model, not a curated record. Lineage: Eukaryota; Metazoa; Arthropoda; Insecta; Diptera; Drosophilidae. Gene Ontology annotation, biological process: intracellular protein transport; endoplasmic reticulum to Golgi vesicle-mediated transport. Gene Ontology annotation, cellular component: endoplasmic reticulum; endoplasmic reticulum membrane. The coding region runs from base 167 to 862 and encodes 231 amino acids. The transcript is spliced from 3 exons.